Molecule: messenger RNA, 1104 nt
Organism: Physeter macrocephalus (sperm whale)
Lineage: Eukaryota; Metazoa; Chordata; Mammalia; Artiodactyla; Physeteridae
Gene: MTERF4
Product: mitochondrial transcription termination factor 4
Exons: 4
Coding region: 44-1090 (348 amino acids)
Biological process (GO): regulation of DNA-templated transcription
Molecular function (GO): double-stranded DNA binding
Source: RefSeq, a predicted model, not a curated record
CGACUGCUUCCGGCGUCAGCGGGGCUGCCGCUGCCUUCGCGAUAUGGCUGCGUUGGUUCGGCAGGUCUCGGAUUGGCACCGCCUGAUCCCCCUCACCUGGUCCCUUAUUGCUAGGCAGACUACUCAGCUUGGAGAACAGAAGAGGACGACUGCUUUUUUGCUCCGUAAACUGACAACGGUCUCCAGCGGGGGGGGCCUGGGGGAGUCACCCUUUGUUGAACCCCAGAAGUGCGCACAAGAACCAGAGCACAGGACGGGGCUGACUCAGUGCCUCCUUGAGAAGCAGAGGACGGCUGUGGAGCGAGAGAAGAUCGUCAGUUCCCUCCUGGACAUGGGUUUCAGUGAUGUCCAUGUUAACGAACUGCUCGGUAUACAGCCAGGUACCCACCCUCAGCAGUUACUGGACAUCAUUUCAGAAUUAGUACUCCUGGGUCUGAAUCCAGAGCCUGUUUGUGUGGCCUUAAAGAAAAGUCCUCAAUUACUGACACUGCCUGUCAUGCAAAUGAAGAAGCGCUCCAGUUACCUGCGAAAGCUGGGGCUUGGAGAAGGGAAAUUAAAGAGGGUGCUUUACUGUUGCCCUGAAAUUUUCACCAUGCGUCAGCGGGACAUUGAGAUCAUCGUCGGGGUUCUCAAGGAGAAGUGCCUUUUCACGGUAAAGCAAGUCACCGAGAUUUUGCACAGAUGCCCCUGUGUUCUUCGGGAGGACCCUGGUGAACUGGAAUACAAAUUCCAGUAUGCCUAUUUCAGGAUGGGGAUUAAACAUGUGGACGUGGUGAAGACCGACUUCCUGCAGUACUCCAUGACCAAGACCAAGGAGAGGCACGUGUUCCUGGAGCGCCUGGGCCGGUACCAGACCCCCGACAAGAAGGGGCAGACGCUGGUCCCCAACCCUUUACUCAAGGACAUCCUCAGGGUUUCGGAAGCUGAGUUUCUGGCCAAGACAGCCUGUUCUUCUGCUGAGGAGUUUGAGGUUUUUAAGAAACUCGUGGCCCGGGAGGAGGAGGAGUCUGAGGGCCGAAUGGCUGACGCCGAAAGUCUGGAGGAGGAGGAGGAGGAGGAGCCGGAGGAAGGGGAGGAGCAGGAGCUGUGAUGGACGGACUGGAG